CCGCCGCCGCGCCGCAAAGCCAGCUUGUCGGCCCGCGAGCGCGGCGCUAUGGCUGGGCGCUCGAGGGACCCGCCGCUUCAGCAGCCGCCCGGCGACACAAUCACUUCCGGUUUCACUUCCCCCAACCCCCCAGCAGCAGCAGCUCAGGAGGUCAGACCUGCCACGGAUGGUAGCAGCAGCUCCUCCUCCUCCUCCACCAAGAAGAGAAAGCUAAAUAGUAAUAGCAACAGUAGUGAGAAAGAAGAAGUUGACUCCAUCUCCUCCUGUUCGUCCCUUCUUUCUAGAAACAGCAGUUCAUCCUUGCCUGCUCUCAUUAUCACCGCCUCCACUGCCUCCUGUUCCUCCUCAGGGGUAGCUUCUUCCAACCAUCACCUGCAGAAGAAGCUGCGCUUUGAGGACUCCUUGGAUUUUAUUGGACUUGAUGUGAAGAUGGCCGAAGAGUCUUCCUCGUCGUCCUCAUCAUCACCUGCUGCAUCUUCGCAGCAGCACCAGCAGCUCAAAAACAAAAGCCUCUUAAUUUCCUCAGCUGUGGGGCAUCACGCAAAUGGCCUGACCAAAGCUGCCUCCUCCACAGUCUCCAGUUUUGCAAACAGUAAACCUGGGUCAGCCAAGAAGUUAGUGAUCAAGAACUUUAAAGAUAAACCUAAACUGCCUGAAAAUUAUACAGAUGAAACCUGGCAAAAACUGAAAGAAGCUGUGGAAGCUAUUCAGAACAGUACUUCAAUUAAGUACAACUUAGAAGAGCUUUACCAGGCUGUUGAAAAUCUUUGCUCCUACAAAAUUUCUGCAAAUUUGUACAAGCAAUUAAGGCAGAUUUGUGAAGACCAUAUCAAAGCACAGAUUCAUCAGUUCAGAGAGGAUUCAUUGGACAGUGUUCUUUUCCUCAAGAAAAUAGACAAAUGUUGGCAAGACCAUUGCAGACAAAUGAUAAUGAUUAGAAGUAUCUUUUUGUUCCUGGAUCGAACCUAUGUUCUUCAAAAUUCAAUGCUGCCAUCAAUUUGGGAUAUGGGGCUCGAAUUGUUUAGGACUCAUAUAAUUAGCGAUCAGAAAGUCCAGAACAAAACCAUUGAUGGCAUCCUUCUCUUGAUCGAGAGAGAAAGAAAUGGAGAGGCUAUUGACAGGAGUCUGCUCCGCAGCCUCCUAAGCAUGCUUUCGGAUUUACAAAUUUAUCAGGAUUCUUUUGAGCACAGAUUCUUGGAAGAAACAAAUCGUCUAUAUGCCGCAGAAGGACAGAGGCUUAUGCAGGAAAGAGAGGUUCCAGAAUAUCUCCAUCAUGUCAAUAAACGCUUGGAAGAAGAGGCAGACAGGAUUAUAACUUACCUGGAUCAAAGCACUCAGAAACCUCUAAUUGCCACUGUAGAAAAACAGUUGCUAGGUGAACAUUUAACAGCCAUUCUACAGAAAGGUUUAAAUCAUCUGCUGGACGAGAAUCGAAUUCAGGAUUUGUCACUACUCUAUCAGUUGUUCAGUAGGGUCAAAAAUGGAGUGCAGGCUCUCUUGCAGCAGUGGAUCGAAUACAUAAAGGCAUUUGGUAGCACCAUUGUCAUUAAUCCAGAAAAAGACAAAACGAUGGUCCAAGAGCUGCUAGAUUUUAAGGAUAAAGUGGAUCACAUCAUCGACAUCUGUUUUUUGAAAAACGAGAAGUUUGUCAAUGCCAUGAAAGAAGCUUUUGAAACGUUCAUCAACAAAAGACCCAAUAAACCCGCUGAACUCAUAGCUAAAUAUGUGGAUUCAAAACUUCGUGCAGGCAACAAAGAAGCUACUGAUGAGGAGCUUGAAAAAAUGCUGGAUAAAAUAAUGAUCAUAUUUAGAUUCAUCUACGGAAAAGAUGUCUUUGAGGCCUUUUACAAGAAGGAUCUAGCAAAGCGACUAUUAGUAGGCAAAAGUGCCUCUGUAGAUGCUGAAAAAUCCAUGCUGUCGAAACUCAAACAUGAAUGUGGUGCUGCUUUCACCAGCAAACUUGAAGGAAUGUUUAAAGACAUGGAGCUCUCUAAAGAUAUUAUGAUACAAUUUAAGCAAUAUAUGCAAAAUCAGAAUGUACCUGGUAACAUUGAACUCACCGUGAAUAUCUUGACUAUGGGCUACUGGCCUACGUACGUGCCUAUGGAGGUCCACCUGCCAUCAGAGAUGGUGAAGCUGCAGGAGAUAUUUAAGACUUUUUAUCUGGGAAAACACAGUGGCAGGAAACUUCAGUGGCAGUCAACAUUAGGACACUGUGUAUUGAAAGCUGAAUUUAAAGAGGGCAAGAAAGAGCUGCAGGUGUCUUUGUUCCAGACUCUAGUGCUGCUUAUGUUUAACGAAAGUGAAGAAUUCAGUUUAGAAGAAAUAAAACAAGCCACUGGAAUAGAGGAUGGAGAACUAAGGCGAACCCUCCAGUCGUUAGCCUGCGGCAAGGCCCGAGUGCUAACCAAAAGCCCCAAAGGCAAAGAUGUGGAAGAUGGAGACAAAUUCACUUGCAAUGAUGACUUCAGGCAUAAGCUCUUCCGGAUAAAAAUCAAUCAGAUCCAGAUGAAAGAAACGGUAGAAGAACAAGCAAGCACUACAGAGAGGGUCUUUCAGGACCGCCAAUACCAAAUUGAUGCUGCAAUAGUGAGAAUCAUGAAAAUGCGCAAGACACUUACCCACAAUCUGCUUGUCUCUGAAGUGUACAACCAGCUGAAAUUCCCAGUAAAGCCUGCUGACCUUAAGAAGAGAAUAGAAUCGUUAAUUGACAGAGAUUACAUGGAGAGAGACAAGGAGAACCCCAAUCAGUACAACUACAUUGCAUAAACCCACGAUGAGCCUUUUUUCCUUUUCUGCACACUGAUGUUCUUGGUUACUGAAGGAUAAACAAGCCUGUUGAUCCCAUUAAAUUAACCUUUUUCUACUACCAAUGACUGAAUGAAAGCAACAUAAUGGGAUUGUGGGUGGGGGGAGAAACAUAGUCGAGUGGUCUUUUUCAGUGGCUUUUACAUGCCCAUUUAAAGAGUAGUAGUUACAUUUUUACGAAGAAUGCUGUUGAACUCUUUGCAUGAUACUUGGUAUGAACUGCAGAAAAUUGUAAGGAAGUAUCUGGUCUCUGUAAUUCCAUCCCUUCCUUCAGGUCUAAAGGGACAGUCUCUCUUUGGCAGAUAGCUCUCAUCCCAUUUUGAAAAAAUAAAAAAAUGUGUAACCUUUUUAUUAAAAAGCAAAACCCCAAGUUACAGCCUUUUUUUAAAAAAAUGCUUAAACUGCAUGCAAAUUUCUAACUAUUAUAUAAAAUUAUUGGGUUUGUUUAUUGGACAACAAAGCCUGUGUGGAUUGGCAGUCUUCAGAAUCGCAAAAGCCAGUCUCAUGUUCCUAAACGUAAUAAAUUGUUCUGUAGGUGUUAGAAAGAAAAGCAUACCUCUGACUGGAUUUCUAAGGUCGAGAAAACGUACCUAAAGUGCUUGGAUUUGUGCUGCCAAUAUUACUGUGAAAAGCUUAAGGGAAUUAGGCUGCUGCUUACUCCCUUCAUCCUCAAAUGUAAGUACUUUUAAAAAUAAAACAAUUCAUGAUGUCAAAGUUAGUUUUUGUCGGGAGGGAUUUUAAGAAGCUCAUUUUUCAGAGAAGGAAGCUCUUAAACGACUGAAUGCAAGGGCAUAAUGUGAUUGCUGCUCUGGAUGUUUUCUCCCCUCUCUCCGAACAAAAUUUAGAGGUUUUUUACUUCCACCAAAUGGUAUAUGCUUUGUUGUUAGACCAGGAAUUGAACAGGUCUUAAUAAAAAGGCACUCUCGUUGGACCACAGCUUCGCUUGACGGCAGAGAAGUACCGGCAUCCCUGGGUCCCCUUGAACUCCAGCCGUAUAGCCAGAGCCAGUAGGAGAAUUGUCGCCUAAUCAGUAUUUCUCAACCUUGGCAACUUUAAGAUGUGUAGACUUCAACUCCCAGAAUUCUGGGCGUUGAAGUCCACACAUCUUAAAGUUGCCACGGUUGAGAAACACUGGCGCAAAUAAUGCUACUGCUCUCUGUUCAUUAAGCCAUGCUGGAUUCUGGGAAAGGAAAUGGGCCAUUCCUAGAGAGGGUUGGAUUUGCUUAACAUGGUGCCCAACAUAAUGGUCCCCUUUCCCCACCUGAUCCCUUCCCACUACAGCACAGCUGUAAGUCCCAGAAUUGCCCAGUCAGCUAGGAGGGAAUUCUGAGAGCUGCAGAUCCAGCAAUUCCAGAGUGUGCCCCUUGGUGAAGUCUGCGGUGGUCUUCUUCAAGUACACACAAUUCCAAGAGAAGGUCAGGAAGGUAUUAGGAGCGUCCCAAUGCUGCUUUUGACUCACGGCAGCCUCAGCAAUCUACGUUCACCGUUUUCAAUUUACUACACCAAAUCUGUGGGCUGAAUUUGUUUUCUGCCAGAAGAUCCUGUAUUGUUGCCUGUGUGCGUUGCACCCAAAGUCCUCUUUUUUUCCCCAACACUUUAAGAACUGUAUUCAUAUUCAGUGUUCAUCUCCUCUCUGAACCACUGAAUCAAUGCUGAUCAUAACUGUGGCCCAUCAGAGCUGACUUGGCAUGGUUUUCCAUAAGUAUCCCCACCCAGAAUCACCCAAUCCUCCUAUCUCUGAAUUGAAAAUCUCUUUACACUUUAAGCCUUCUUCUCCCUUCCUGGCACAAACCCCCAGUGGAAACAUUUAGUCAUCCAUGGCCUCCCUAACCUGCUCAUCUGGAAGAGGAGAGGAAUAUUUCCAGCAUAAGAAAGACAUUUAAGUACAAGCUUCUACCGUUCACACAGGUUAUCCAGCAAGCAGUCUUGCUGGCACAUUUGAGCCUAGGAACUCAAGGAGACAGGCAUUCAUCACAGGAGGGUGGUGUUGUUUUUAAUCUUUUUCCCAUCCUUGCAGUGGCUCUUAUUUUUUUUUCCUCCCUGAGUAAACCUUAGAGAGACUCCGUAAGGGGGAGAAAAUAUUCAGAGUAAGCCAAAACACCAAAGCAUUCCCCCAUUUUCCCCUAAGUGAUGCUGAGCAAUGAGAAUAGCUAUUUUCCAGCCAUAUUGGCCAGCAACUUUUCUUUCUGCUGGCAUUGUGUGCCUGCUUUAUUGAGCCAUAAAAAUAUUUAUAAUAGAUAUGUAUAUAAAAAUACUUUCUCCUUUUUUCCCUCCGUGGGCUGAAGCCGAGACCCACAGCUUGUCUGGCCAUACAUUUUUAAAUCUUUUCCCUGUUGCAUGCAGUUUAUAGCAGCCUCCUUUCUAUGAAAUCAGAAUUUCUGCUGAUAAAUGUUUUAGUUUGAGGGUUUUUUAACAAAAACUUUAUACCCAACAAAAUGAAUUUUUUCCUUUCUUUGCUGAUUUAAGUUUAAGUGACCACAUUGUUUCAAAACUAAUGACAAAGGUGUUGAAAAAAAUUGUUCUAUAGUAUACACAAAGGUGCCAAAGUACAUAUAGUUAAUUUAAAAAAUAGAUAAUUGUUAAGAUUACUUUAGCUGUGGUUUUACCUUUAUUGAUCUUUCAGAUGCUCAUUUUAUCUGUCCACGAGUGCCCCCAUUUCUAUGUGCAUAAUGUGUGUUCCUGUCAGUUUCUCCAAAACACAGCAUUUGUCCUUCCUUUUCUCUUCAAAACAAAAUGUUUUUUUUUUGUGCAUUGGAAAAUAUCACUUUUACUUUUAGUGACUUCAUAUAUUCAAAAAAGCAUCUCCUCCCCCCCACUCCACAAAUGUUUGAAACUCUUAAGAGUACAGCAGCAUUCAAAAAUGUAAUAUACUUUUUGUAUAAACACAUUCUUUGGAAAGAAUACCUUUGGAAUUGCUGGGAGGGAGGGAACAGGCAGCAGUGGGAGGGGAAAAAUAACCCUGUUUCUUUUAAGAAGCCACUUCAGUAGGCUAUUUAAGAUUGUGCUUGUUUAUUGCAUAGAAGUGUUCUAUUUACACACGUCUGCAAACGGGACAUGUCAGGAUUAAUUCCUUCAAUGCAAACAAAAUACCAAACCCAAACGAUUUCAAUGCUUCAUAAGUAAGUGGAUGGGUUCAGAGAGUCUCUUUGGUAAAUAAUGUAAAUACAUGUCCUUUAAAAAGAGUGAGUCUGUUAUCUAGGUAUUUUGUGUCAUUUAAUAAAUAAUAAACAGUUUUGUGUUGCUAAA
Molecule: messenger RNA, 6054 nt
Organism: Candoia aspera
Lineage: Eukaryota; Metazoa; Chordata; Lepidosauria; Squamata; Candoiidae
Gene: CUL4B
Product: cullin 4B
Exons: 21
Coding region: 49-2769 (906 amino acids)
Biological process (GO): DNA damage response; ubiquitin-dependent protein catabolic process; protein ubiquitination
Cellular component (GO): Cul4B-RING E3 ubiquitin ligase complex
Molecular function (GO): ubiquitin protein ligase binding
Source: RefSeq, a predicted model, not a curated record